GUUUGUUUGUAAAUGCAUCAUAAAGAGACAGCCCAGAAUGAAGAAAGCAAGCAGGAGUGUUGGCUCAGUGCCCAAAGUGCCUGGAGUAAAUAAAGCUCAAACAACUGAAAAAACCAAGCCAGAAAACGGCUCCUCGGUGUCUGCAGUAACAAAACUCUCCAAAACUGGGACAUCGGCCUCCCUUUUGAAGACUAAGAGUAAUGAUGACCUCUUAGCGGGGAUGACUGGUGGCGGUGGAGUGACAAUGACCAACGGUGUCAAGGCAAAGAAGAACACUUCUGCAUCAACAGCAUCUUCAGCUUCAGGGACCACCAUGAGCAGUCUGGAAACCAAACAAAAAACUGUAGCAGGUCCAAGUUCCACAACUAAGCGUAGCACUUCGUCUGGAAAUAAAGAAUCAAGUUCUUCUCGAGAGAGAAUACGGGACCGUUCCCGUUUGAGCCAGAGCAAGAAGCUCCCUCUGACUGGACAAGGGACCAACGAUAUGGUACUGGCAAAACGUUCCCGCAGCCGUACCAAUCCGGAAUCGGAUAUUCGAAUGAGCAAGUCCAAGUCAGACAAUCAGAUCAGUGACAAAGCUGCUUUGGAAGCAAAGGUGAACGAUCUUUUGACGCUAGCAAAAACUAAAGAUGUGGAAAUCUUGCAUCUGAGGAAUGAACUGAGGGAUAUGCGUGCUCAGCUGGGACUUAAUGAAGAUCAAAUCGAAGGCGAUGAAAAAUCUGAAGAAAAGGAAGCCAUUGUUGUCCAUCAGCCCACGGAUGUCGAGUCCACAUUGCUACAGUUACAGGAGCAAAACACUGCCAUCCGAGAGGAGCUCAACCAGUUGAAAAAUGAGAAUCGCAUGCUAAAGGACAGGCUAAAUGCAUUGGGGUUUUCUUUGGAGCAAAGGCUGGACAACUCUGAAAAGCUCUUUGGCUAUCAGUCCUUGAGCCCAGAGAUUACAGCUGGCAACCACAGUGAUGGUGGUGGUACUCUUACUUCUUCAGUGGAAGGUUCUGCGCCAGGGUCAAUGGAAGACCUCUUAAGUCAAGAUGAAAAUACUUUGAUGGACAACCAACAUAGUAACUCGAUGGAUAAUUUAGACAGUGAGUGCAGUGAAGUUUAUCAGCCGCUGACAUCAAGUGAUGAUGCCUUAGAUGCUCCCUCAUCUUCAGAGUCUGAGGGUGUACCAAGUAUUGAGAGAUCUAGAAAAGGAAGCAGUGGCAAUGCCAGUGAAGUGUCCGUAGCUUGUCUGACUGAACGGAUACAUCAGAUGGAAGAGAACCAACACAGCACAGCAGAAGAACUCCAGGCAACACUGCAAGAGCUUGCAGAUUUACAGCAGAUAACCCAAGAGCUGAACAGUGAGAACGAAAGACUUGGAGAGGAGAAAGUAAUCCUUAUGGAAUCUUUGUGCCAGCAAAGUGACAAGUUGGAGCACUUCAGCCGGCAGAUCGAGUACUUUCGGUCUCUUUUAGAUGAACACCAUAUCUCCUACGUAAUUGAUGAAGAUAUGAAAAGUGGUCGCUACAUGGAGUUAGAGCAGCGCUACAUGGAUCUUGCAGAGAACGCUCGGUUUGAGCGGGAGCAGCUGCUAGGUGUUCAGCAGCACUUGAGCAACACUUUGAAGAUGGCAGAACAAGACAACAAGGAGGCCCAAGAAAUGAUAGGGGCCUUAAAAGAACGAAAUCAUCACAUGGAACGGAUUAUAGAAUCGGAGCAGAAGAGCAAGACAGCAAUAGCAUCAACCCUGGAGGAGUACAAAGCCACAGUAGCCAGUGACCAAAUUGAGAUGAACAGGCUGAAAGCUCAGUUAGAGCAUGAAAAGCAGAAAGUGGCUGAGCUGUAUUCUAUACACAAUUCCGGAGAUAAAUCGGAUAUACAAGAUUUGCUGGAGAGUGUCAGGCUGGAUAAAGAAAAAGCAGAGACGUUGGCCAGUAGUCUGCAAGAAGAGCUGGCCCACACUCGCAAUGAUGCUAAUCGAUUGCAGGAUGCCAUUGCUAAGGUUGAAGAUGAAUACAGAGUGUUUCAAGAAGAGGCCAAGAAACAAAUCGAGGAUCUCAAUGUCACUCUAGAGAAACUUCGGGCAGAGCUAGAUGAAAAAGAGACUGAGAGAAGUGACAUGAAAGAAACAAUUUUUGAGCUGGAAGAUGAAGUAGAACAGCAUCGUGCUGUGAAACUUCACGACAAUCUCAUCAUAUCUGAUUUGGAGAAUACCGUUAAAAAACUUCAGGACCAAAAGCAUGACAUGGAAAGAGAAAUAAAGAAUCUUCACAGGAGACUCCGGGAGGAGUCGGCAGAAUGGCGUCAAUUCCAAGCUGAUCUGCAGACUGCUGUGGUUAUAGCAAAUGAUAUAAAAUCUGAGGCCCAGGAAGAGAUAGGAGACCUAAAGCGUAGAUUACAUGAAGCUCAGGAGAAAAAUGAGAAGCUCACUAAAGAGUUGGAGGAAAUCAAGUCACGCAAGCAAGAAGAAGAACGUGGUCGAGUAUACAAUUACAUGAAUGCCGUAGAGAGAGAUCUGGCAGCUCUGAGACAGGGAAUGGGGCUGAGUCGCAGAUCGUCUACUUCCUCAGAGCCAACUCCUACUGUAAAAACACUCAUCAAGUCAUUUGACAGUGCCUCCCAAGUUCCAAGUCCUGCUGCUGCCACAAUUCCUCGCACUCCUCUGAGUCCAAGCCCCAUGAAAACUCCCCCAGCUGCUGCUGUGUCCCCCAUGCAGAGGCAUUCCAUAAGUGGACCAAUCUCGGCUUCUAAACCCCUUGCUACUUUGACAGACAAAAGACCAAGCUAUGCUGAAAUCCCUGUUCAAGAGCACUUGUUGAGAACAUCUUCUACCAGCAGGCCAGCCUCUCUGCCAAGAGUACCUGCUAUGGAAAGUGCCAAGUCUAUUUCGGUUUCUCGAAGAAGUAGUGAAGAAAUCAAGCGGGAUAUCAGCGCACCAGAUGGAGCAUCUCCAGCCUCUCUCAUGACAAUGGGUACCACCUCCCCACAGCUCUCACUGUCAUCUUCUCCCACAGCAUCAGUCACCCCUACCACCAGGAGUCGAAUAAGGGAAGAAAGGAAAGAUCCCUUGUCUGCCCUAGCAAGAGAAUAUGGAGGAUCCAAGAGAAAUGCCUUACUGAAGUGGUGCCAGAAAAAAACAGAAGGCUAUCAGAAUAUCGACAUAACAAACUUCAGCAGUAGCUGGAACGAUGGCUUGGCUUUCUGUGCAGUCCUCCAUACUUACCUCCCAGCCCAUAUUCCAUACCAAGAACUAAACAGCCAGGACAAGAGAAGAAAUUUCACCUUGGCUUUUCAGGCAGCUGAAAGUGUUGGCAUCAAAUCUACUCUGGACAUCAAUGAAAUGGUGCGAACCGAGCGUCCAGACUGGCAGAAUGUCAUGCUGUAUGUUACAGCAAUUUACAAAUACUUUGAAACCUGAGACCCUAGAAAUCCAACAGACUUGUGGGAUAGAACUGAAAUUAGCUACCAGAUGGAAAACAUACUGAAAUGCUAAUCUCCAUUUCACUGAAAACUGGCAACAUUUUGAGUCCCCUCAAACUUCAGUGACGUGAUCCGGGAUUGCCUCGAGUUGCUUCAGCUACUAAGCCUGGAAACACCUGUUUAAAAGCAAGAACUUGUUGCCACCCUGCUUGGAAUAACCCAAGUUAUUAAGCUAUCCGGAUUAACUAUUAAAAAGCCUGGACUUCUUAUGUACUGCCUUUCCAGCCAGACUUCCUGAAGCUUUCUUUCCUAAGAAAGUGAGAUGAAUGGACUGUCUAAUAUAUAGGAGACUGAAUGUACAGCUAAAGCUUUGAGAAGGAAAAGGAUAAUUAAUUUUGGCGUCAUAAUACUGAACUUUGUGUAGUGUCCCAAUGCCACAGAGUCUGAAUAUUCUACCCACAACUUAUGGCACCCUCAAUGCAGUAGAAUUCUUGAUGGUAAUUCAGUUACUGCCUUUAUUGCUAUUUUCCCUCCUUUAAAAUGUGCACAAUACUCUAGGAAAACGAGCUGUUGUCCCGUGAUGUCGACUUGGCUGAGAAAUGCUCUCGAUACCUCGAAGAAUUUGGCACAGAAGAACUGAUCAUAACCAAGCUUCAUUAUAAGCCUACCUCUGUCACAGCGAUGUGGCUUCCAACUUUACCUAAUGGAUUGUAAGGACUAGCACGUAGAACUCCUGGUUUUCAGGGUGCGGUAUGGAAAGGAAUCUGUCCUAAAACCUCCCUGUGCUUCCAUUCUAGCAGAGAUUAAUCAAUAAUCUGCCCUUGUGUAGCCUGUUCUUUGCUGUGUUCCUCCUUGGCCUGUGUAGCGCACACACACACAACCUCCCCCGGCUCUCCUUUACAGCAAUACAAACACAUCCUGAAUUUCUGUGGUAGAAUUUUGGAACUGGGAUAGUAUUUCCUCUUGAGAGGAGAGAAGUUUCAUUGAGAUGUAGUAAUGAAGUAGCUUGUCUCAAAAUCUAACUUUGCUGUGUUUUCUGUGUAUUUUUCACUGAUCUUGCACAUCCUUAUCUGCUUGGCGGAAGAUGAGACCUUCUCAGGCAAGAGCUGUGGAGGAACCAGUGUGAUGUGUGUGUAUCCAGAAGUCUACAAUAUUGUGUGCAAAAGUCACAAAGAAGGAAUUGAGAAACUUUAGUCUGCUCAGCUUUUCUUUUAUUUACACCUGAAUUUGUGUAACAGCUCUCGGGCAGAAGAGUUCGUGUAAGUGCCUUAGCUAUCAGUGAAUUGAUGCAUCCAGGCACUUCAGGGCCUCGUGCAGAAUGUUAACAGCCCCAAAUGAUUUCCUUUGUCAAUUUAUCAUAAGCUGUUAAAAUGUUUGUUGUAAUCUUGUUUAUCAACUCAGUGCAGUCUGUGAUAGCUCCUGUCUCUUAUUUUCCUUGAAUAGUCAUUAACAUUGAAGCCACACUUGAGCAUCCCUCAUUAAUAUUAAGCAUAAGGCUACUUUAGAAGUGACUUCUGUGACAACUGCUAUGUAUAAGCACAUGUUCUUUCAGCACAGGAACCCUGUUAGAAAUUAAGUGAACCUGCCAUUCCUGUGGUGCUUUUAUGACUGUUAAGGACCCAUUUGAAUGUCAUAGAUGUUAAUCCAGUGAAUGCAGCUGUGCUUGGCAUCUCCCGAACUUCAUCAUGGUAUAAAAGCACAGGUUUAAGUCUAUCAUUGCCAAAUCUAAAAGGCCAGGGUCUGAAGAACAGAGACCAUGUAAAAACUCAGUAUGUUUCUAGCAACUAGAAUUAUAGAGACUUAUGGAUCUUAAUGCUUACAUUGAUGUGUCUGUAAUGGAAGAAUACAGUAAAAAUGUGCCUGGGAGAAUUAUGAAAAGUUGCUAAAAACUUAAUCCAUCCUGAGAGGCUUUGGUGAAGCUUUCAGAACAACAGUGACUCAGACAGUGUUACUGUUCUUUAGGCUGAACAUCUCUAAAAAUAGCUAGAUACCCUCAGAUUCAUUGGUACAUUGGAAGAGCCAGCAUAAGCUAACAAAGGCUUUAAGUGAAAAAGCCUUCAUGGACAGAUUUUAAUAAAAAUGAAAUAAAACAUCAAGCACAUUUUUUCUAAUAUUUGUUUACUUUUUCUUCAAAUAAAGACACCAUAAGCAUAAUCCUAUUGAAAAUAUAAACUAAUGCUGUCUUAGAUUUCAUCUCUUAAUAGUAAAGUCCUGUUUUGCACAUUAGUGCAAAAAACCUCUUGUGCAAAAACUACUUAAAACCUCUGCUCUUCCUUUGAACAGCCAUCCUUAUAUAUGAUUGUCUUCUUGCCUUAGAACUGAAAAAAAUAUUUUUCUAACGAAAAAGGCAACAGUUGCUGAUCUAAAUUUACUUGUGACCUGUUUUGUUAAUGUAAUUUGAGCUUAAAGCUGUUUUGGUGUAAUGGUGAAUUUAUGUGGAAUCGUGUAUCAAUCCCUAAUUGAAAUAACAUUAACAGUAUAUCAUUUUAAAAAGUGUUUUUUCUAGCUAUUUUCAGUUGAAAAGAUGAGCUCUUAGUCUGCAGACAGGGAGAAAAGCUAUUAGCAAUUACAUGUCAGGGGACACCCUCAUUUGCACUCUGGAGCUUUGGAUUCUGCUUGGUAUGACCUAUCUGAUAAACUUGGACUGAAUCUCUAAAGAUUAGUGGGUUCCAUAAGAAGGUUUUUUUUAUACUGACAUAUCUGAGCCUGUACAAUAAGAUGCUGCACUGCUGUCAAAUUGAAAGCAGUGAAGCAAUGGAAGAUCUACAGCAGACCUAAUGCCCUGCUGCAUUUGACAACCUAGUAUUCCUAAUGGUUUAAACUACAUUGUUUUCUCCCAAGAGGUAGAGCUGUAGCCCUUCUGGAAAUAGCCCUUCUCUUAAUCCUGAAAGAGCCUGUCCCUUCGUGCUUAUAAAGUGCAAAUUCUGAUUUCUGUUGAUUUUUUUCCUUCUUAUCCAGAAAAUAUUUCUGAAUGUACUUACAAAAGCCAAGUAUUUUAUCAUCAGUUUUUAUUCUUGCAUUUUAAUCUGUGCCUUGCUAAUGCCUGUGCUGUAAUUCAUCAGGGUUGCUCUUUGCCAGCUUCAGUGAGUGGAGGAACAAAACGUUGGUGUCGGAUACACUGAUACCACUCCAGCUAUGGGAUCUUCAGGAUCUUCAGGAUGUCAGUUGAGGACCAGGUGCUUUUUAGGUUUGGCUGGUUGACAUCAUCUUGAUUCAAGGUGAUCAGCAAUGAACCAAUUGAGCAAUUCAGAGAUGUCCUUUACCUGCAAGGAGGGAUGGGAGGGAUUAAUUUUGAUGAUUCAGGAAAACUCUAUCAGAAGUUUUCACGUGGAAUAUUGAGCAAUAACAGAAUUGAAGUGACUCAGAUGGAAUUACAGCUUAUUUGGCUUUUAAGUGUGUUGUAUACUUAAAUGGAGACACUAAUUCAGUAGCACUGGGGAAUCUCAGUGGCCCUUGUAGAGAGAUCUCAAACUUAGGCUUCUGAAAAUCUUUGAGCAGAAUUUUCCUUAUUGAAAUUACAUUUGUAGAUAGGCUAUCCAGACAGAAUAGCACUAUUAAUUACAGUAUAUUCUGAUUUUAAAACUAGGCUUUUUUCCCCUUUUCAGUUAAAUGUUCCUCAGCUUUUACCAGCUUGAUUCUGACAGUUUUUUGUCUCUAGUUUAUUAAAAUAUUUCUACUAUUUGAAUGUUUUUCUGAAGAAAGUUAAGGGUGGUUGAACUUGCCAGAGCAAAAUAAACUCAGCUUUGCAGGAUUGGUCUAAACUCCUGUCAGUUCCACUGUUCUCAGUGGGGCCUCAUUUUGGAUAACAAUCUCAGUGUUCAGUUCUUCUCCAUUUACCACUGCUGGUUCUGCACUACAGACAGGAGAAGAUUCCCCAUUUGAAUUGUGCAGGGUCUUUUGCAUGACUUUAAGCACCGUUCUUAGUUAUUGCUUGCAUUUUUUGUGCAGUUGUGACUCUUGUUAUAAUUAUAGUGUUGUUUCAAAGGCGAUGGGGAAGCUAAAGUCUUAGACCUUUCAAACUGUGGUCGAUCACACAGCCUAAUCCUUCUGGAAGGGAACACGGUUUAUAUGCAUUUACACCAUUUUUGCCUCUUGUGAGAAAUAUUCUUCUCCACGUAGCCUGAGAAAGAAAAUUUUAAAAUGUUUAAAUGCCCAAAGUGAUUUAAACUAUAGGUUGUUUUAUGAUCCGUCCCUAGAUUUGAGUGCAGAGAUGAGUAUUUGUUUCUGUUUUAUGUUCUACCAAGGCCUACUUCUGCAGUUCCUCUCUUUAAGUUAGCAGUAGUGAAUUACAUGGAUUACUGCUGUUAACCAGUUGGAGAGUUGGAAGGAAAUGGUAUUAGAGCAGGGUAGCAACACAGCGGUUCAAAACACUCAAGUUUUAGUACAGAGAGACUGGCAAAAUAUGAGAGAUGUUCCUGACUGCCCCAUGACUCCUGUGCAGCCCACAUUUCUCCAGGAUACCCUGCCGUUCCUGCCCUAGGAUCCUCAUCCCCCUAAGUGAGCUAAGGGUGCUCAACAGCUCAUAUUCCAUGUGCUCAUCCCUGUUUAGAAAGGGAUCUCUUAAGAGCCUUCCUGCACGGCGCUCCGCCCUGCUUCCAGUUGUCCAUUCAUGUAGGUUUUCCCUCUUACAUUCCCUUUGAUUUCAAUAUCGAUGUUUAACUACCCUUUGUCGUUGGCAAAAUCAAUAUGCUAAGCAUCUGGAAUAGGCAGCAAGUAUUUUUUUGAUAAUUAACGAGAAAUAACUUAAAAGAUCAAAUUUUUUUAUAGCUCUGAUCUUCCUGAGUGUUGAUUUUAAUGUCUUUUUUUCUUGUGUAUUUGUGCUUGCCAGCUUUUUAGGAUAGAACCCCUUGAACUCAUCUUGACAAGGCCACUGUCCUGGCCUCCCUAAGUGAAGUAGCUCUGCUCUCAUUGAUAGAAAUUAUUUCCCCACACUGAAAACUUAGUAAUAACCAUGAAUAACAGAUGAUUUUUUUUUCCAGCUGACAUAUAUCUUGUACUUGGCAUAGUUUCUACCCCGAGGCCAGUGCCUGCCACACAGUUGCGCAUAAAAUUCCCCUCACUUCCAGCAAGAUUUCUGUAAGCAAAACACUAGAGUAGCUUUCUUAUGGGAUGCAACAGCCUGAUGUGAUUAAGACUGUUUUGGUUUGAAUCCCCUAUUUUCAGGAGGCUUCAGCGUAGCCAAAAUCACUUACUCAAAGCUCAAACGUGGCACAUCCAGUCUCCACUGGGACGUAUCUUUCUGUUUAAUAAUAUUUUUAAGAGAUGGUAUUUAUGAAAACUCAAAAAGAAAUGUCAUGAAGCUAGUUUUGUUGCACUUUUCUAAGGCUUUUGUAUUUUGCAUAGAGUUCUAGAGUAUGGACAAGUUGUUUGGGGAAGCUGAGCUCUCAGACUUACUCUACCCCAGCACAGCCAUGUACUACGUGCGUUUUCAUUCUAAUAAUCUGUAUUAUUUUAACUGCAUGUAAGUAGUGUAUUUAUGUGGUAGUUUGAAAGCCCAGUGGACAUUUCCUGCUGCAAAGGAGCCAUUGGCAGUCUUGCUUCCACAGUUCACGGAACGUGGAGUUCACAGACUUGCUUUAACAGGAGACUGCAUUUGGAAUAGUGGAAUAAUAGUUGUUUUCUUUUUCUUGAGUUUUAUUUCAACAAAAUGGGAGAAAAAGGUUCUGUCCCGUUGUUGAAUUUUCUCUGGAGGCUUUUAUUGGUUUCCAGUUGUUGCAUAUGUUCAGCUAGGAUGAUUACUUGGGAAUCAGUGAAGAGGGCACAAGAAUACAUAUGCACUCAAGUAAGGAAUCUAGGUAACUUAGAACAUUUCAGUUUGUUGGAAUCUUUUGCUUUUACAUGUAAUGUCAGUUUUCCUAUUUUUUAAGUAAAGUCAAUUUUCCUAUUUUUAAGUAGCACUUUUGUAUUUAUCAUCUGAAGGGUUUUUUGGAGGGGAAGAAUAAGCCUUUAUGUUAUCUAAGGCAAAGAAAGUAUAAACCUACUAAGCAGAAUAUUGGCUAGUCAGCCUCCGGACCAUCAGUUCACUUGAGGUCAGUAAUGAUGGAGAGUUGCCCAAUGUGUUGGAGAUAAACGAGUGAUGCCACUUGGUUGGGUAGCUCUCCACAUGGCAUCAGAAGGGCAUUAAUUGGCACCUCGCCCCGUUAAUUGGGACAAGGGUGCCUUCAGGUGCGAGGCAGAACUGACCAAAUUUUGGCACCUUCAUGAGAGCAGAGCUUUGUGGAUGUCUCUCAAUCACAGCACUACGUUGGAUAAGGACUAACUUUGACAUAACACUACAACCUGUAAUAAUAUCUUCUGAAAUAGCUCAUUUAGAACUCGUUUUCCAUGGCUCUUCCCAUUUAUCCAGCCUUUCUGGUUUGUUUUGGUUUUACGCUCAUUUGAAACAAGACUGUUAGACUCAUCUAGCAGCGUUUGUAUGGAUCUGAUAACUCCUUUUCUACGCAAGAAGCACUUUUCCUUCC
Molecule: messenger RNA, 9863 nt
Organism: Nothoprocta perdicaria
Lineage: Eukaryota; Metazoa; Chordata; Aves; Tinamiformes; Tinamidae
Gene: SPECC1L
Product: sperm antigen with calponin homology and coiled-coil domains 1 like
Exons: 15
Coding region: 38-3400 (1120 amino acids)
Biological process (GO): actin cytoskeleton organization
Cellular component (GO): filamentous actin; microtubule organizing center
Molecular function (GO): protein binding
Source: RefSeq, a predicted model, not a curated record